Molecule: messenger RNA, 1428 nt
Organism: Dromaius novaehollandiae (emu)
Lineage: Eukaryota; Metazoa; Chordata; Aves; Casuariiformes; Dromaiidae
Gene: KREMEN2
Product: kringle containing transmembrane protein 2
Exons: 8
Coding region: 33-1388 (451 amino acids)
Biological process (GO): multicellular organism development
Cellular component (GO): plasma membrane
Source: RefSeq, a predicted model, not a curated record
GGGGGGGGGGAGUCGCGCUCCUCCCCGGCGCGAUGGAGCCGCGGGGCCCAGGCGUCCGGGCGGCCUGGGUGCCCGGAGCCCUGCUGGUGCUGCGCGUCGCCGCCCUGGCCGGAGACGAGGCGUCCGAGUGCUUCACGGUGAACGGGGCCGACUACCGGGGGGCCCAGAGCCGGACGGGGCCCGGGCCGGCGGGGCGGCCCUGCCUCUACUGGAACCAGACCGGGGCCCAGGCCUACAACACGGCCCGCUUCCCCCACGGCGAGGGCGGCCUGGGGCCCCACAACCACUGCCGCAACCCCGACGGCGACGCCCGGCCCUGGUGCUACGUGGCCGAGGGCGAGGACGGCGGCUCCUGGAAGUACUGCGACAUCCCCUCCUGCCGCAUGCCCGGCUUCGUGGGCUGUUUCGUGGACUCGGGGUCACCGCCGGCGCUGAGCGGGGCCAGCGGCACCUCCACCCGCCUGACGGUACCGCUCUGCAUCCGCUUCUGCCGCGCCCGCGGCUACGAGUUCGCGGGGGUGGAGGCCGGCUACGCCUGUUUCUGCGGCCACGCGGGUGACGUGCGCCGGGGCCGGCGGGCCGGGGCGGCCGAGUGUGACCAGGUGUGCUUCGGCAAGGCCAGCCAGCUGUGCGGCGGUGACGGCCGCCUCGCCGUCUACCACGUGUCGGUGGGCGCCUGCCGGGCCAACAGCUCGGCGCCGGCCGGCGUCGUCUACUCGCCCGACUUCCCCGACGACUACGGCCCCGACGCCGACUGCCGCUGGCGGGUGGGGGCGGGCGCCGGGGCCCCGCUGGAGCUCACCUUCCGCCUGUUCGACGUCGCCGACCCCAACGACCGGCUGCAGCUGCGCGACGCCCGCACCCGCCGUCUCCUGGCCCAGUUCGACGGGCGCCGGCCCCCGCCGGGCCCGGGGCCCCUGCGGCUGCCCACCGACGCCCUGCUGCUCACCUUCCGCUCCGACGGGCUGCUGCACGCCCGCGGCUUCGCCCUCACCUACCGCGGUGUAGCCGCCCCGGUGACGGGCACCCGGCCGCCCCCCGACCCCCGGAGCCCCCCGGCCCGGCCCGGCGCCCCACAACCCCCCGGCGCCCCACAGCCCCCGUGGGGGGGCCGAGCCUGGCUGAUGUUGGCGGCCGCCGGCACCUUCGUCUUCGGCCUCCUCCUCCUCCUCGCCUGCCGCCUGCGCAAGAGGCCCUGCCCGCUGCGGCCCCGCAAGGUGCCGGGGGGGGGCUGCGGCUGCCUGGGGGGGCAGCCCUGGGCGGUGUCGUACCGGCCCCACGGCGGCCCCACGGCGGCGGAGCCCCCCCCCGGGGCCGAGGGGGGGGCCGAGGCCACGCCGGGCCCCAGCCCCCAGCCCUCGCUGCGCUGCCUCCUGCCCCCCAGCUGAGGGGCCGCCCCACGGCCCCCCCAUUAAAUUAUUGCCGCCA